Molecule: messenger RNA, 939 nt
Organism: Colius striatus (speckled mousebird)
Lineage: Eukaryota; Metazoa; Chordata; Aves; Coliiformes; Coliidae
Product: olfactory receptor 2A12-like
Exons: 1
Coding region: 1-939 (312 amino acids)
Biological process (GO): G protein-coupled receptor signaling pathway
Cellular component (GO): membrane
Molecular function (GO): G protein-coupled receptor activity; olfactory receptor activity
Source: RefSeq, a predicted model, not a curated record
AUGCAGAAUAAAACGACUGCCACAGAAUUCAUCUUGCUGGGGUUCUCCAGCAACCAAUCCCUGCGUGUGUGCCUCUUUGGCCUUUUCUCUGUCCUCUACUCUGCCAUUCUUAUGGGAAAUACACUUGUCUUUGUGCUUAUCUGCCUGGACCACAACCUCCACAGCCCUAUGUACUUCUUCCUCUGCCAUCUCUCCAUCGUAGACAUCUGCUAUGCCUCCAACAAUGUCCCCUAUAUGCUGAUGAACCUCCUUGAACAAGGCAGAACCAUCUCCUUUGCUGGAUGUGGGACACAGAUACAUCUUUAUUUAACCUUUGCACUUACUGAGUGCGUGUUGCCGGCGGUGAUGUCUUACGAUCGUUACAUGGCCAUCUGCCAGCCCCUCUGCUAUGCCCUCAUCAUGAGCUGGAGGGUGCGCCUCACCCUUGCUGCAGUUUCAUGGGCUUUUGGGUUCCUAUUUGGUACACUACAAGCCUCUUUGGCUUUACAUCUGCCUUUCUGUGGCCCCUACAAGGUUGAUCACUUCUUCUGUGAAAUCCUUGCUGUCUUAAAGCUGGCCUGCACUGACACUACUGCCAAUAAAGUCCUGAUCUUUGCUGUUUGUGUGUGCUUCCUCCUCUUCCCUUUAGCCUUAAUCAUAAUUUCCUACUUGCACAUCCUAGCCACCAUUCUGCGCAUCCAUUCUGCACCAGGAUGGCACAAAACCUUCUCCAUCUGUGGCUGCCACUUGGCCGUGGUAGGUCUGUUUUAUGGAAAUGCCAUCUUCAUGUACAUGGGGCCUCAGAGCAGUAACUCACCUGGGAGGGAAAAAAUUCUUUCCCUUUUCUACAGUCCUGUCAGCCCCACUUUCAACCCCUUGAUUUACAGUUUGAGGAACAAGCAGGUGAAAAAAGCCUUGCUGAAGCUUCAGAGAAGGAAAACAGUCUUUCAUCCCAUGUAG